GUGAUCUUUGGAAUUCUGCUCCUCUGCUGCGACAUUUAUUGUAAUACAAGUAGGUCUACUUCAACCACAAUACAACCUGCGUUAAGGUUACUGAAGUUGGAAAAUAUAAACGGGACAAUUUUACUUGAAGCCAUCCACUCUAGAUAUAUAACAGUGUCCGAUAAUGACUUCCAGUGCUACAUCGUCGAAUGCAUAAAUCGUUCAAACAGCCUAGAAGUUCAGAAAAAUCGCCUAGGUGACUGCAUUGUGACUGGUGGUGAAAAACUGUGCAAGUACAAGAUUGAAACUCUAGGUUUGAAUGGGAUUUAUUCAUGUAUAGGAAGCAUCUAUGGAUACUCCAAAUCCAGCAACGAAAUCAUUUACACGCAGCCGAAUAAUUUCAUAACUCUCAUUGCUCAAUUUAAAACUGCGCAAAAAUUAGAAGAUCUUCAAAAACAAGUUUGCGAUGAUAUGAUUGUUCGCCAAGUUGCAGAGAACAAGAAUACUUUUCUUUUCACUUCCAACGAGACUGACGUACCCUGUAAUCAUCAUCCGGCCAAAGUAAAAUACUUAGGGGAAAAAUUACAAUCACAUGCCUUUAUCAUUUGGAGAAAUGUUUGCUGUUUGCCUAACGCAAAAUAUGAUCCCAAUAUAAAUUUGCCGCCUUUCCUACAAGAAAACCCUCAAAUAUUUAAAAAUAACUCAGGAGAGCUUAAGAUUAAUUGCAGUGGCGAUUACUUAAACUACAUCAAAGAAAAGAAAAAUGUGCUCAAAUCAUUUCUAGCACAAUCUGAUGAUAAAGAAAAUAACUUAUAUCUGAUCGAAUCAGCUGAAAAGGAAGAAAAAAUAGAGAAAUUCAAUGAAAUUUUACCGACAUUUAAAAACCAGUCUGCUCUUCCUGAAAUAGUGAGCAAUUUCACUGAAUAUGUAUCCAGUGACGGAACUUUUUAUCAAGAGGCCAAGAAGAAAAACAAAAAGAACCAAUUGCUUAAAAACUUUGACUCAUUUCUCGCUAACCUUACGCUGGACGAGCCAAAAGUAGAAGAGAUAAGUCAAAAACUAGCAGUGAGAGUUGAGAACCUCAGUUUGACUAAAACGAUUGGCCUGCGUCUCAUAGACAAGAGAGAUCGUGAUGAAUUUAAAAGCCUGAGUGCAAACGACUCAGCCGAUGACUUUGCUGUUCAAGCUGAUUUAAUAGCUGGUAUUGAACUGCCUAGAAUUUUAGUGGACGCGGGAGAAAGGCUGGCAGUGUCAGUCAUCAAAGACUCAAAAAGCCUUUUCAGUGCAGCCUAUGCAACGAGUGCCGUCAUAAGUGUUACUUUGGAUGGAGGCCACCGUAGAAAUUUAUCUGAACCCAUCAUUUUGCUAUUUCCCAAAAAAUUAAACAAUAAUUCAGCUGCCUGUGUUUAUUGGGACUUUACUAUGGAUAUGGAAGAAGGAAAUUGGUCAACAGAAGGAUGCACCUUGAACAAAACUAUCACACUGGAAGACACUUUGAUUGACGAAUGUCAUUGUUGGCACUUGACUCACUUCGCCCUCAUUUUCUGGGAUUCCAAAUCGACCGCUCAAUUUAAGAACACGUUUCUUGAUCAAGUCAGUAGCGUCGGUUGCAUAACCUCUUUAGUUUGUCUUGCGGGUGUAUUUUUAGCAGCAAUUAUUUCACCAAAGUGGAGAAAAGGCGCCGGCCAAAAACUUUUACUCCAAAUGGCUUUGAGCCUGGCAUUGCUUUUGUCACUUUUCCUAGUAACGGCAAACGUUGAUUUAAAUAAAUGGGGCUGUUUUUUCGCCGGAUUUUUCAUGCACUAUGCAAUUUUGGCGCACGUUUUUUGGAUGCUAAUUGCCGCCUACUUACAGUACAUUCGGCUGGUCAAAGUGAUCGCCCAAAGAAAACCGAAUUUGAUCUUGAAAUCCGCUGUGGUCGGUUGGAUAUUUCCUAUUAUUCCCGGCAUGGUUGUUCUAUUAAGCCAAAAAUUUGAUUUUUAUUCUGAAAUUCCACUUUGUCUUCCGACCGGCUUGGCCUUUUAUCUAUCCAUUCUCCUUCCAGUAACUCUUAUCCAAUUGAUCAAUUUAGCCGUUUUUGCUCUGAUAACAUUCAACAUAUGCCGCGUAAGCAGUUUUAGAGGCAGAAAGCACGAUGCCAAUCGGUUCCAAUUUCGCAGAUUUAUCCAAUUGGUCUUUUUGUUCACAUUGCUUGGUCUCAAUUGGAUAUUUGCAAUAUUCCAAGUGGCAUUUCCCGACGCCAGAUUUGCUUUCGGACUUUUAUUUACGAUUUUCGGCACUUUUCAAGGCAUGGUGUACUUUUGUUUUUUUGUCCUAAUGCACAAAGACUUUCCUAGUGCUUGGCGAAGAUUCGUCGCACUUUUACGUAACAUGAGCGAAACGUCUGAAGAAAAAAGCUUGCGCCACAGUGAAAACACUUUGAUGACCACUAUUAGCAGAAUUUUCACUUCAUCUAAUCAAACAUAUAAUGGUGGGGAAAAUUUAGAGAAAGAUACAACUUUUUGAUAUUUUGAUUUUUCUUUUAGGAUAUGUUUAUAUAACCCACUUGUUUUUUCCUUUAUUUAUAUUUGAUUGUAAAAAUAAAAAUAUCCACUUAUUUAAAUUAAUUAUGUAAUUUAGGUUUUUUUAAUUUUAAAGUGUUUUAAAUAGCUAUUAAAAAUGAAUUUUAAAAAUUACAAAAUAAA
Molecule: messenger RNA, 2663 nt
Organism: Neocloeon triangulifer
Lineage: Eukaryota; Metazoa; Arthropoda; Insecta; Ephemeroptera; Baetidae
Product: adhesion G-protein coupled receptor G2-like
Exons: 3
Coding region: 451-2484 (677 amino acids)
Biological process (GO): G protein-coupled receptor signaling pathway; cell surface receptor signaling pathway
Cellular component (GO): membrane
Molecular function (GO): G protein-coupled receptor activity
Source: RefSeq, a predicted model, not a curated record